AUGUCUUCCUCAACGCCCUGCUGUCGAGAAUUGACAGACUUGCUUGCGGAUUGUGAUAUAAAUGAACAGGUCUUUCUGACAUUUUCUAUUCUCGGCGGUCUAACGGUGCCGUUUCUCCGUUCGAUGCCCUGGGCUAAAUCCGCUGAUGCACUGGUAGCCAUCUGGGGUUACUGUCCCCGAAUUUCAGAAGACGUGCCCAGUCCAGCGAGAUUCUGCCAUCCUCUGCAACGACCGUGCGCGGCAGAUGAACAUCAAUUGGCGGGUAAACUUGAGCUCGAAUACUUGUGAUGUUCAACUCGACAGUGUCUUGGCAAGCAAGGUCACAUCUUAACACCAAAUUUCAUUACAGAGGACCGCUCAACGAUGCUCGCC
Molecule: messenger RNA, 372 nt
Organism: Spizellomyces punctatus DAOM BR117
Lineage: Eukaryota; Fungi; Chytridiomycota; Chytridiomycetes; Spizellomycetales; Spizellomycetaceae
Exons: 2
Coding region: 1-288 (95 amino acids)
Source: RefSeq, a predicted model, not a curated record